Sciurus carolinensis (gray squirrel) is the source of this 2631-nucleotide messenger RNA. RefSeq names its product tubulin epsilon 1 (gene Tube1). Gene Ontology annotation, cellular component: microtubule; cytoplasm. Gene Ontology annotation, molecular function: structural constituent of cytoskeleton; GTP binding. The coding region runs from base 85 to 1512 and encodes 475 amino acids. The record is from RefSeq and is a predicted model, not a curated record. Gene Ontology annotation, biological process: mitotic cell cycle; microtubule cytoskeleton organization. The transcript is spliced from 12 exons. Lineage: Eukaryota; Metazoa; Chordata; Mammalia; Rodentia; Sciuridae.
GCCGCCUCCUUGUGGAGUGCCGUUGCGGGCGAAUGAGAACGCGGGGUUGGGUUUUCAGGUGUCUUGGGCGGGCCACCUUCCAAAAUGACCCAGUCGGUGGUCAUACAGGUUGGCCAGUGCGGAAACCAGAUCGGUUGCUGUUUCUGGGACCUGGUGCUGAGGGAGCACGCGGCGGUCAACCAGAAAGGAAUUUAUGAUGAGGCAAUAAGCAGCUUCUUUCGAAAUGUGGAUACCAGAGUGAUUGGUGAUGGUGGCAGUAUUUCCAAAGGAAAAAUUCGUUCUUUGAAAGCACGAGCUGUCUUAAUUGAUAUGGAAGAAGGGGUAGUGAAUGAAAUUCUCCAGGGACCAUUGAGAGAUGUAUUUGAUAGCAAGCAGCUCAUCACUGAUAUUUCUGGCUCAGGAAAUAAUUGGGCUGUGGGUCACAAAGUUUUUGGCAGUCUUUACCAAGAAAAGAUUUUAGAGAAACUCAGAAAGUCGGCAGAGCACUGUGAUUGUUUGCAAUGUUUCUUUAUAAUACACUCCAUGGGAGGAGGAACAGGAUCUGGACUUGGCACAUUUCUUUUAAAGGUGCUUGAAGAUGAAUUCCCAGAAGUAUACAGAUUUGUGACUUCAGUUUAUCCUUCUGGUGAGGAUGAUGUCAUAACUUCACCUUAUAAUAGCAUCUUGGCAAUGAAGGAACUUAACGAGCAUGCAGACUGUGUGUUGCCCAUUGACAAUCAAUCUUUAUUUGACAUCAUCAGCAAAAUUGACCUCAUGGUGAAUUCUGGAAAGUUGGGUAAAACUGUGAAGCCAAAGAGUCUGAUUACUUCAAGUGCUGGGGCUUUUAAAAAGCAGCAGAAGAGGCCCUUUGAUGCAAUGAACAACAUUGUGGCAAAUUUGCUGCUUAACCUAACAAGCUCUGCAAGAUUUGAAGGUUCCCUUAACAUGGACCUUAAUGAAAUCAGCAUGAAUUUAGUUCCUUUUCCACAACUUCAUUAUCUUGUGUCAAGCCUAACACCUCUAUAUACACUGGCAGACAUUAAUGUUCCUCCUCGGAGGUUGGAUCAGAUGUUUUCAGAUGCCUUUAGUAAAGAUCACCAGCUAAUUCAAGCAGAUCCCAAACAUAGCCUUUAUCUCGCCUGUGCUCUUAUGGUUAGAGGAAAUGUACAAGUUUCAGAUCUUCGCAGAAAUAUUGAAAGAUUAAAACCUUCUCUACAGUUUGUCUCCUGGAAUCAAGAAGGCUGGAAGACCAGCCUGUGUUCUGUACCUCCUGUGGGCCACUCUCAUUCAUUAUUAGCUUUAGCAAAUAACACAUGCGUGAAGCCUACCUUCGUGGAACUGAGAGAGAGGUUCAUGAGGCUCUACAAAAAGAAGGCUCACCUCCAUCACUAUCUACAGGUUGAAGGGAUGGAGGAGAGCUGUUUCACAGAAGCUGUGUCAUCUUUGUCAGCACUCAUCCAGGAGUACAGCCAACUAGAUGCCACAAAAAGCAUGCCUGUGGAGGACAUCCCUAGACUAAGUGUAGCUGUGUAAAAAAGAAACCAAGAAAUACAACUGUCACUUUUUCCUAAUUUCACAUUGUUUUUUCAGAAUUUUUGUGAUUCAGAAAAUUCACUGUUUCAUAUUAUCACAAAUACUUUGUCUAAAAAAGAGUAGUUUCUGUUUAUUCACAAUACAUUGAUACCAGUGUGUGAAAUUAGUAAAAUCCUGUUACCUUCACUGUAGGUAGUUUAUCAAAAUUGAGAGAACAGUUCUUUAAUAGUUUGCUUUAUUUAUUGCCUAAUAUUUAUACACUGAUAAUCAUGUCUUUGGUAAAAAUCUUGUAGAGAUUCACUUUUAUAUUUAUUUAUAAUUUAUAUUUUGAUAUUGUUUAAAUUUUUUCAAAGUACAUACUAAGAGUUGAACAUAAAAUAUAAAUAUUUCCAUGUAAUAUCCACUAACUUUUCAGAGACAGACUUUAUUACAACUGUUAAGAAAUUAUAUAUCUUUUAUAAAAAAUUACUUACACUAUUUGUUUUAAAUUAUUGUGAAGUAUAAUUACUUUUUUAUCCAACCACUUGAUUUUGUAAUAAAUGUCCAUAUUUUCAAACAGUGCUACAUGUUAUUGUUUUACAGGUCACAAGUAUAUAAGUAAAUAAAACAUUACCAAGCUUGAUACUUUCUUCACUGGCCAUGUUAUGCUCUAGUGAAGUUGUUCCAGUUACUAUAAUCGCCACUUUGACUCUUUAACACUAUUUUUAGUCAUAUAAUUUAAGGAAGUGAUUUGUAGGAACAGUUUGUUUUCAAGACAAACUAAUCUGUUGUGUGCUUUCUUUAGUGUUUGCUUUAAGUUUCUUUUCUUUGCAAAGUAAUACUAUUCUUGGUCGUUUAUCUUGGAAAUUUAGUUUUUCAUAGUAUUUAGUUAUAAACAUUUCUAGUACACUUGUUAACGUAGCCAAAGAAGCUUCAUUUUCUCUUUCCCAAGAGAAAUCUUAACUGAUACUCAAUAUAAUAGGGCAAUAAAAAUUAUAAAUAUAUUUACAGUUUAAUCUUAUUUUCCUAUUCAGGAAUACAGAAUCUUGUUUGCCCUAUAACGAUUAUCAUCUGAUGAAAGCCUAGGCCAUAUUGCCACAUAUAGAUUAAAUUUUAAAAAUUUAAUAUAACUUUUUACAC